Molecule: messenger RNA, 873 nt
Organism: Drosophila albomicans
Lineage: Eukaryota; Metazoa; Arthropoda; Insecta; Diptera; Drosophilidae
Gene: Cpr78Ca
Product: pupal cuticle protein Edg-78E
Exons: 2
Coding region: 144-566 (140 amino acids)
Cellular component (GO): chitin-based extracellular matrix
Molecular function (GO): structural constituent of chitin-based larval cuticle
Source: RefSeq, a predicted model, not a curated record
UUCAAGACCAACGGAUCGCGUCGCUUUCGCUGCAAACUCUCUUUUCUGACUGUCUCCGAAACGAUCGCAACAGAUUCCAGAUCAACGCCCGAGACACUUUUAAUUUGAAUUUAAAAGUGAAUUCAAAAAACAAAGUAUUUACAAUGAAUUCGCGUAGUCGUCGUCGUGGCCAGCAGCAAUGCCUGUUUGUCAAGCUUCAUCAGCUGUUCCUGCUUCAACUCGCGCUGCUGCUUCUACCAUCCGCUGCUGAUGGACGUCCUGCUGCCACAGAAUCUGCAGCUGAAACACUUUACUAUGUGAAUCAACCGGCGGAUGCCGCCGGAAAUUAUAAUUUUGAGUUUCAGACCUCCAAUGGGAUCACCACCAAGGCGGCGGGCAACGAACAUGGUGCAGUUGGUGUGGUUCAAUAUGUGUCCAAGGAAGGAAUCCCAGUGACCUUCACCUAUGUGGCCGAUGAGAAUGGUUAUCAGCCCACGGGAGAUUUUGCUCCACCUCAUUUAGCUCGCUUGCUGGAAUAUCUUCAAACGCAUCCGGCGGUCGAUGAACAGAAAUCACGACGCUGGUAAAGCUUAUUUAUUUUUUGUUUGUGUUCAACAGCGGACAUUGGGGUAUAAUGUCUAAGCAAUAAUAAGAAUAAAAUAUAGUCAAUGAUUGUGAGAUAAAUUGUCGUUUAAAUAACUGGCAAUUAGGUGUCAGAAUGUGAGAUAAGAAGUCAUUAUUACUUGUAUCGUUAUUGUUACAUUUCAAAAAUCUAAAUUUGUAUUAAUCGUUUAGCGCAUUCAAAUGCAAAUCAACCUAAAUGAAACAUAAACAAAUACAACUGGCUGGCUUUGAUCAUGUACAAAAAAAUCUAUAACAACAUUAUAAAUAAAA